UCGGCUUUGCCGUUUACAGAAAUUCUGUUAAAUACAAUUCGUUAUUUAUUUGGUUUGCCUUGGAGGAGUAAUAUGUAUUAGUCUAUAAACAGUUUUAAUAAAAACAAAAUUCCAAACUGAACGUUUAAGUGAGCGACUUCAAACAUUGGCAAGAAAUUUCUAGAAUUGGCAAUAUAUCUACAUACAUAAAUAGAUUAUAAUAAACAUAUAUACGUAAAGUAAAAAGAAAACCGCGUCGUGAAAUUAAACAACCAUCGAUUGUAAUCUGUCUAAGAGUUAUUUGUGCAAGUAAUAAAGGCAAUUAUUAGUAGUUAAUCAGCAAUUGCUAUCGUUGCUAGACAACCGCGCACUAUCACUAUUUAACAAACAACCAAAUUACUAUUUGAUAUAUACAUACAUAAAACUGGACACCAUGUCUACGGUGGGUACUUUAAAGGAAUGUGUACAACUGCCCAUUAAAGAUAAUGAGUUAGUCGAUAUAGUGCAAAAAGCCAAAGAUUGGGCUAUAAUGCAUGGCGCUGCCAUGCGUUCCAAAUCAAAUUUCAGUCCAGAUACAUUAAAUUUUGCACCAUUCGUUUUGGUUCCUUCAUCAUUUCCUCGAAAAGAAUUCGAGAGAGCGAUCCAUUUACAACCAACAAUAAACCGCCUUAUGCAUAAUGUAGCACAUGAUGAAGAAUUCCUCACUACCACACUAGCGGACACCAUAAAAGUCGAUGAGUUUACGGGUAAUCUAUUUAAUGUAUACAAAAAGGUUCUCGCAAAUGGCUUCGGACAGCGCAUUUCUCUGGGACUAUUGCGAAGUGAUUUGAUGUUGGAUUCGAAUUGUAGAAAUUUAAAUGGCGAAUAUGAAGAAAGUGAAACAGAAACCCCCAGUGCCUACUGUUGCUGGAAACAAGUUGAAGUUAACACAAUAGCCUCUGGCUUUGGCCAUUUAGGACCAGUUAGCAGAGCUAUACAAAGGUGCAGAUUAUUAUUUUAUAACGAAAAGUUUUAUUAGAGCUUAGCGAAACGCUUCGAGUUAUUUCCAAUUUUUGUUUCCUACUGUUGGUUUGAUUUUUUUUUUGCAAUAAUAUAAAUAUUUAUAUUUUGUUUAUACAUGAGUUAAGCAGUUUAUUGACUUGUCUAUACACAUAAGAUUUACUGAAGAGCUUUGCUGAGCUCGUUAAAAUGUUACAAUCUACGAGUAAAAACACACACACCGGUCA
Teleopsis dalmanni is the source of this 1205-nucleotide messenger RNA. Its product is annotated as glutathione synthetase-like. Gene Ontology annotation, biological process: glutathione biosynthetic process. The record is from RefSeq and is a predicted model, not a curated record. Gene Ontology annotation, cellular component: cytosol. The coding region runs from base 413 to 997 and encodes 194 amino acids. NCBI's taxonomy places the organism in Eukaryota, Metazoa, Arthropoda, Insecta, Diptera, Diopsidae. The transcript is spliced from 3 exons. Gene Ontology annotation, molecular function: ATP binding; glutathione synthase activity; glutathione binding.